AUGAGAGAAAAGCGCCAUAUUAGGGCCGUGAGAGCGUCUGAUUAUGUAACGAAGAAGGGAUUCGCCGCCGGCCGCUUUUUGCGCUCGACAAUGUCCACGGAGAUACGGCAUGGAAAAUUCAACAGAUUAUCUGAGAUGCUUCUCUCAAACCGCGUCCGCUCGCCAACUCGCCGAUGCUCCCGCGUGCAGGUCAGCUCGACCACGUACUCGUGCCACUGGUCAGAGGCCUUGAGCCUCGCCUGGACAACAACACACAUCCACUGCCCCUUUGUUAUGAUUCGAGCGCUACAGAUAGCAAAAACUGGGCCCGUUAUAAGUAUUUCCCGAAUUGAACAUAUCAUUGUUCAGCGUUGU
Molecule: messenger RNA, 354 nt
Organism: Brenthis ino (lesser marbled fritillary)
Lineage: Eukaryota; Metazoa; Arthropoda; Insecta; Lepidoptera; Nymphalidae
Source: the annotation of a GenBank genome assembly